UGUUAUAAAUUCUACUUUUCUAUAACUAAGUCUUGGCUAGAAAGUGAAUCUAUUUGUGAAGAAGAUGGCGGUUCAUUAUAUUUAGCUAACUCUCAAUUCAAAUUAAAUCUGAUACGCCAAAAUCUUGUCAAUCAUUUCGGUGUCGGAGUAGCAGCAUUUGUAUAUCUUGGAGCUACUGACACUCACGAGGAGGGGAUAUGGAAUUGGUUCAAUGGAGAACCAGUAAAUCGAGAUAUGUUUAGGCCUGGUACGCCAGAUAACUAUCAAAACAAUCAACAUUGUAUGUGUUAUAGAAUAGAUAGUGCUGGUCUAAGUGGUUUAGAUGAUAAAACCUGUAAUGUUAAAGGGAACUUUAUUUGUGAAAUUAUCCUGAAAGAUGGAUAA
Messenger RNA from Lottia gigantea (owl limpet), 384 nucleotides. RefSeq lists its product as hypothetical. The annotation marks the transcript as partial. Lineage: Eukaryota; Metazoa; Mollusca; Gastropoda; Lottiidae. The record is from RefSeq and is a predicted model, not a curated record. The transcript is spliced from 2 exons.